GCGAUGUCCGCGAGCCAGGCGAGUGCCGCGGCGGCAGCGGCGGGGCCUCGCGCGCGGCAGGGCGGCCUGAGCUUCGGCCUCCCUCCGGUUCCCGGGAAGCGGGCUGGCGGCAAACACGGGAGCAGCAGCAGCAGCAGAGGCGGAGGCUCUGGCGCGUCCCUCUCCUCUUCCUCAGCCUGAGCCGGGGGAGGCCAGGCGGCCUGGGUGGCUGGAGGGGGGUCCGCUGCCCGAGAAUGGGAAUUCUCUUCACCAGGAUAUGGAGACUGUUCAAUCACCAGGAGCACAAAGUUAUAAUUGUUGGGCUGGAUAAUGCAGGGAAAACUACCAUCCUUUACCAAUUUUCUAUGAAUGAAGUUGUACAUACAUCCCCUACAAUAGGAAGUAAUGUAGAAGAGAUAGUGGUUAAUAAUACACGUUUCCUAAUGUGGGAUAUUGGUGGCCAAGAAUCUCUUCGUUCUUCCUGGAACACUUACUAUACAAACACGGAGUUUGUAAUAGUGGUUGUGGACAGUACAGACAGAGAAAGGAUUUCUGUAACUAGAGAAGAACUCUAUAAAAUGUUAGCACAUGAGGACCUAAGGAAAGCUGGAUUGCUGAUUUUUGCUAAUAAACAAGAUGUUAAAGAAUGCAUGACUGUAGCAGAAAUCUCCCAGUUUUUGAAACUCACUUCUAUUAAAGAUCAUCAAUGGCAUAUCCAGGCAUGCUGUGCCCUUACUGGCGAGGGACUGUGCCAAGGACUUGAAUGGAUGAUGUCACGACUUAAGAUUAGAUGAUUUCUACUGACCUCUUCUCAUACACUUUGUAUAAAUGAAGUGCUGGACUUUAUCUGAAAGCUGCAAAAAUUAAUGGUUUAGAUAUAUUUAUAAUAAACUGAUUUAAAUUUUUUCUAUAAGAAGAAAAAUUAAGACCACUUAUUUGAAAACAAAGAUGAAGAAUCACCUUCCAGUUUGCUUUCUCAUUUGUUCCUUCCAAAGUAAGGUCUUAAAAGCUGUGAUUGACUUUUUUCUCAUAAUGAAUCCUCUCAGGACAUUGUGUAGCCUGUGGUAAGUACAAAGGGAGAGGAGAACAUUUUUACCUUUGAGAACUUUAUCAUCAGUAUAACCCUUCCCUAAUUGAAUGUUGUUCUCUUAUUCCAUUAAGUCAAAGUACAAAUCAGCACAGAUACUCAGUUUCCAGUAUUUUAAAAUGUAAUGUUGCUAUUGAAAAGUCUUUUACGUUAAGAUUGUAUAUGUAUUGUGUAUAUACCUCAAGUUCAAAUUAAUGGCUUUGACUUACAUUACAAGGAAAAGUAAAUAACAUGAAACCUAAUGAUAUCCUUAAUUAUAACCAUGGUGACAUGAGUACUGGCAUUGAUGUUGUCAUUUUGUGUUUUUCUCUUUAUGUUCUCUGUAUUGUACUAACCAAUCCCAAAAAUCAUUGAACUGCUU
Messenger RNA from Orycteropus afer afer, 1427 nucleotides. The record is from RefSeq and is a predicted model, not a curated record. Lineage: Eukaryota; Metazoa; Chordata; Mammalia; Tubulidentata; Orycteropodidae.